GAAUUUCUGCUCAUAAGAAGAAGAAAGCCAAGCCUGUGAAGUGUCACAUUUAACCAAGCAGACAAAAUGUCGAUAUUUACACCCACGAAUCAGAUUCGCCUCACAAACGUGGCGGUCGUGAGGAUGAAGAAGGGAGGAAAACGGUUUGAAAUAGCGUGUUACAAAAAUAAAGUGAUGAGCUGGAGAUCGGGAGCAGAGAAAGAUCUGGAUGAAGUGCUACAGACACACACAGUGUUCAUAAACGUGUCAAAGGGCCAAGUCGCGAAAAAGGACGAUUUGUCAAAAGCCUUUGGAACAGAAGACUUAACAGAAAUUUGCAAACAGAUUUUGGCAAAAGGAGAACUUCAGGUGUCUGAUAAGGAGCGACAGACUCAGCUAGAGCAGAUGUUCCGGGAUAUUGCUACAAUUGUGGCUGAGAAAUGUGUAAAUCCAGAAACCAAGCGUCCUUAUACAGUGAGCCUAAUAGAAAGAGCCAUGAAGGACAUUCACUACUCAGUCAAAGCCACGAAGAGCACAAAACAACAGGCACUUGAAGUGAUCAAACAGCUGAAGGAAUCCAUCCAGAUACAGAGAGCUCACAUGCGACUCCGCUUCAUCCUGCCAGCCAAAGAUGGGAAGAGGCUGAAAGAGAAGCUUAAACCCCUCUUAAAAGUGGUGGAGAGUGAAGACUUUGAUGAUCAGCUGGAGAUGGUUUGUUUGAUAGAUCCAGGCUGCUUUCGGGAAAUCGAUGAGCUGAUUCGCUGCGAGACAAAAGGCAAAGGGUCAGUGGAGGUGCUCAGCCUGAAAGAUGUUGAAGAAGGUGACGAGAAACUCGAAUAACCCACCCUGAACCCGCCUCCUUACGCCACAUGCCACACUAACUACUUCCACAUUAAAUUAUUUCUCUCUUUUAUCUAUCAAGACUGUUUGUUUUUUUAAUUGAUUUAUAUAACCAGCGACUGGAUUUAAUGAAGCCUUAAGCAGCAUUUGUUGACAUUUCUAGCACAGUAUAGCUCAUCUUUUUUCUUUUUUUUUAAUGAACCAGGAAUCGUCGAUUAUAAAAGUUUAGGCAUAUGGACUGUUUGAGGUUUCAGUAAAUCUUCCUUGAGGAUUUAUCUGAAACUCCUAUUAAUUAAUAAUCCAACUCGUGUCGCAACUAAGGGGUUUGUUUUCUGUGAAAAUUGAAAUGAUUUGUAUGACUGCAAGACAGGCAACAGACAGAUUUAUUAAAAUAAAUGUACAAGGUAAACACGCAAAGCGAAGCAUAGGAAAUAUUCAUCCCUGUGAGAUGUUUUCCCUUCCCCUUCCACCUCACCCACACUCCACUUUCUUGACUUAAAGGUGCAGUUUGUAA
Hemibagrus wyckioides is the source of this 1333-nucleotide messenger RNA. RefSeq names its product SBDS ribosome maturation factor (gene sbds). The transcript has 5 exons. Lineage: Eukaryota; Metazoa; Chordata; Actinopteri; Siluriformes; Bagridae. Bases 67 to 819 code for a protein of 250 amino acids. Gene Ontology annotation, biological process: cytosolic ribosome assembly; ribosome biogenesis. The record is from RefSeq and is a predicted model, not a curated record.